UAUUGCAAAGCAGGCCAUUAGACGAUGAAUCAGAGAUUCGAGGCUCUGUCUCUUCUUUGAAUCAUGACACUUAUGUGUCUAGUGAGGAAUCAGAGAUUCAAGGCUAUGCCUCGCCUAGUAAAGAUCUCAGUCAAUAUUUUCUACACAGAAAAAAUAUGGAUCCAAUAGAAAAAAUCGAUGGUAAUAUCUCAACCUAUACCAGGCCUUUAGGCGCCUCAAAGAGGCAUGAUGAGAUUACCGAACUACCAAAAGUCGAUACCGAGAUCAACCCCAAGAUAAAUGAGGAAACUAAUAUUAAUGAAAUAAGUGAGAAUAUUAUACCCCAAUAUCAAGAAAUAAAAAUUGUGACUCCACACCUUGCACAACGGGAUAAUAAUAUGUCCUCUUUGAUUGAAUCACAUUCUCAGAUAAGACCUAGUCUCAAGGCUUUGCCUCUUCCAAUAGGAGGAAUAGGAACAAUUCCCAUUGUGGCAAGCACUUUGAUGCCAUCACUAUCGGCAUAUAUCUUUCUUACCUUGUUAAUUAUUGCAGUUAUGUGGUUUGUUAUAUUGAGACGUACAUGGAAUAUAG
This is a messenger RNA of Entrophospora candida, 570 nucleotides long. NCBI's taxonomy places the organism in Eukaryota, Fungi, Glomeromycota, Glomeromycetes, Entrophosporales, Entrophosporaceae. The record is from the annotation of a GenBank genome assembly.